This is a messenger RNA of Hevea brasiliensis (rubber tree), 4654 nucleotides long. RefSeq lists its product as uncharacterized. Lineage: Eukaryota; Viridiplantae; Streptophyta; Magnoliopsida; Malpighiales; Euphorbiaceae. Bases 1 to 4251 code for a protein of 1416 amino acids. The transcript has 10 exons. The record is from RefSeq and is a predicted model, not a curated record.
AUGUCGAAGUCCUCUGAGUUUAGGUUUGUGAGAGGACCACAUUUUGGUUCUUGUCAUUUUAAUGAAAAGGAUGAAACCUUUCGGCUUCCUAAUCUUCGAAUCUUAUGUCUUGAGGUAUCUAACGAACAUUGGGGACGCGCCAUUGGAGCUCUUGUCAAACUAGAAAUACUCGAAAUUCGUUAUGGAUGCUCAAGGUUGCCUGGAGAAAUAGGACAACUAAAAAAUCUAAGGUUGCUGGACUUGAGGAGGGUCGAUCGCCUUGAAUACAUUCCAUCAGGCGUAUUGUUAACGCUGUCUAAACUAGAAGAGUUGUAUUUACCAUAUCGCUUUGGGAAUUGGGAACCCAUGGAAGACGGAAGGAAAACCAAUGCAAGCCUCAGCGAGCUAGACACUCAUCAUAUGACUGCAUUAGAAAUUUCUGUACCAAAAGCCUCCAUUUUGCCUGAAGUUUCAGUCUUUAGAAACUUAGAAAGAUUUAAAAUUUGUUUAGGCUGCACAAAUGAAAUUGUAGCUGACAGAAAUUAUGCGAAAGUGUUGCAACUUAGAGAUGAUGCAAGUGAUAUUAAAGAAACUGGGAUGAAAGUCUUGAUGGGGAAAGCUGAAGUCUUGAAUUUGAUAAAAGUGAUAAAUAUGAAGGAGGUAAUAUCAACUGAUGAAUGUGUUGAACAGGGGAUUCCACGGUUACCAGAAAUUCAGCUUCCAUACUUUGGGAAAUUGAGAGAAUUAAAUAUACAGUCAUGUGAUGAGUUGAAGUACUUCAUUCCACUAUCCAUGGCUAAAGGAUUGAGACAACUUCAUAAAAUAUCUGUACAGCGCUGCAAAGAGAUGGAGGGAAUUUUCUACAACAGCGAAGUGGACGACGAGGUUGAGUUUCCCGAACUUACAGAUUUGGAGCUGAGGGACCUACCAAACUUCCUUGGUUUUAUCAUCAACAAAUCCUUGUCCUGGAAGGUUCAAACUCAAGAUUUCACGGUUCUGCAAGUGACUCCAAAUAUUGGCAAGGAUAUAGACCAACCGAGCACAUCUCAAAGGAACAAUAGUACAGAAAUUGAGCAUGCCCAACUUCAAUCUAUGGCUGGACCAGUAGAAAUGAUUUCUAUAUUAUUUCCAUCCCUUUGCCAACGACUAUCAAAUUUACAAAAGCUUAUAUUGGAAUCAUGUGGUUUGUUAAAAGUGGCUUUCCCUCCCUCUAUAGCUCGACAAUUGGUGCGGCUUAAAGAGUUAACUAUCUUUUUUUGUGAUGAGAUAGAAUAUAUUAUUGCAGAAACACAAGAUGAAGAAAAAGACAAGAGAAUAAGCAAAAUAGUGUUUCCCAACCUAAUUUUGCUUAAACUUUUUAGCCUACCAAAGCUGAUGGCUUUUUGUGCAGACAAUCAUAUUUCUUUUGAUUGGCCCUCAUUAGAACGCUUUACAUUGGAUCAUUGUCCUAAAAUGGAGAAACUUUGUUCUGCAAUUCCAGACUCAUCUACAUUGAAGAAUAGUUUUGAUCAAAGUGGUCUCAGUGGCAAGGAAGUCAUGUAUCCAACAAGCUCAGUUAUUCAACAGUUAGUAAGAAGAGGAAGAAAGCAAAAAGAUGUUUCCAACAAAGAGGAUAUAGACCAACCGAGCACAUCUCAAAGGAACAAUAGUACAGAAAUUGAGCAUGCCCAACUUCAAUCUAUGGCUGGACCAGUAGAAAUGAUUUCUAUAUUAUUUCCAUCCCUUUGCCAACGACUAUCAAAUUUACAAAAGCUUAAAUUGAAAAAAUGUGGUUUGUUAAAAGUGGUUUUUCCUCCCUCUGUAGCUCAACAAUUGGUGCGGCUUAAAGAGUUAACUAUCCUUUAUUGUCCUGAGAUAGAAUAUAUUGUUGCAGAAACACAAGAAGAAGAAAAAGACAAGAGAAUAAGCAAAAUAGUGUUUCCCAACCUAAUUUUGCUUGAACUUUGUAGGCUACCAAAGUUGAUGACUUUUUGUGCUGACAGUCAUAUUUCUUUUGACUGGCCCUCAUUAAAAGAUUUUAGUUUGGUUGAUUGUCCUAAAGUGGAGAAACUUUGUUCUGCAAUUCCAGACUCAUCUACAUUGAAGAAUAGUUUUGAUCAAAGUGGUCUCAGUGGCAAGGAAGUCAUGUAUCCAACAAGGUUAGUAAGAAGAGGAAGAAAGCAAAAAGAUGUUUCCAACAAAGAGGAUAUUGAACAGCAGAAUACAUCUCGAAUGAAUAAUAAGACAGAAAUUGAGCAUGCCCAACUUCAAUUUACAACUGGACCAGUAGAAAUUAUUUCUAUAUUAUUUCCAUCCCUUUGGUUACUAUCAAAUUUGCAAGAGCUUAGGUUGAAUAGAUGUGGUUUGGUAAAAGUGGUUUUCCCUCUCUCUGUAGCUCAGCAAUUGGAGCAGCUUAAAUAUUUAACCAUAUGGGAUUGUCCUAAGAUGGAAUAUAUUGUUGCAGAAGCACAAGAAGGAAAAAACAAGAGAAUAAGCCAAAAAGUGUUUCCUAACCUAAUUCGGCUUAUUCUUCUUAGGCUACCAAAGCUGAUGGCUCUCUGUGCUGACAGUCAUAUUUCUUUUAACUGGCUCUUAUUAGAAGACUUUAUAUUGGGUGAUUGUCCUAAAACGAAAAUUCUUUGUUCUACAAUUCCAGACUCAUCUACAUUGAAGAAAAGUUUUGAUCAAAGUGAGCUCAGUGGCAAGGAAGUCAUGUGUCCAAUAAGCUCAAUUAUUCAAGGGUUAGGAAGAAGAAGAGGAGAGAAAAAAGUUUCCAACAAAGAGGUUUCAUUAAUCAAGAAUCAGGAGGAUCCAUCUGUUAGCCAUAUUGAUGAAAAGACAAGGAAAUGUUAUGCAUUUCCAUCCAAAUUGAUUGAAAGAUUGCAAAAUUUGAAAAAUCUUAAAAUAUUUGAUUGUGAUUCAAUGGAAGUGAUAUUUUCAUUUGAGGGGCUGAUUCCCAAGGAAUGCCAUGCUACUACUGGAGUACUCAAUACUAUGGAAGAGAUGCGUUUCAACAGGUUAUCAAAUUUGAAGCACGUAUGCUUUAAGAUUCCACCAGAAAUCAAAGCCUUCCAAAAGCUACAAAAGUUGGAAGUAGAAUCUUGUGACAAUUUAGUAAACCUUUUCUCACCUGGCUUGGCCAAACUUCUAGUGAAGCUACAACAAAUAGAGAUUGCUAACUGCAAGAUGAUGGAGGAAAUUAUUGGAAAAGAGGAUGAAGAAAAACAAGAGGAAAGCAUGCAAAAAAUUGUGUUCCCUCAACUAAGCUCUCUGACUUUUGGGAAUUUACCCAACUUCAAGGGAUUUUACAGUGGGAUUUAUGCUCUUGAAUUGCCAAAGAUACAAAAACUAACAAUAUUUGGUGAGAAAUGCACUGUGAAUGAAUCGCUGUUGACAAGAUUACUCAUCCGUCGCAAGAAUACUUUGAGAAGGAUAGAGGAUGGCCAACCAUCAGAUGGUGAUUUAAGUAAUGUACGUGUUUUGGAUGUUGAAAACUGUCAAGACUGGGUGAAUUUGAUUCCCUACAUUUUGAUAGAAUGUGUUCAAAAGUUGGAAGAGCUUUCUGUGCACGACUGCGGUUCAUUGAUGGAGAUAUUCGAUUUUGAAGGAGUGAAUGCUGAUGGAGGAAAUGUUGUAACACUCUCUCACCUUGAAGAAGUCCGGCUAUCAAACCUACCAAAACUUGUGCACAUAUUCAAGAAAAUUCCAAAAAAUGUCAUUGGCUUUCAGAAGCUGAGAAAGCUAAAUGUUUAUGAUUGCAACAGUUUGAGAAACAUAUUAUCAGUUGCCGUGGCUAAGUGUCUUGUACAACUCCAAGAACUAGACAUAAGGAGUUGUUAUAUGUUGGAGGAAAUAAUAGUUCCGAAUGAGGAUGAAAAAGAAGAAGAAGCAAGCAAGGACAUAAUUGUGUUCCCUAAACUAAAGUCUCUGGUAUUUAAUUACUUACUCAGUCUCAAGAGUUUCUGCAAUGGGAUUUAUGCCCUUGAAUUUCCAUUAUUAGAAAAUCUGAACUUUUUGGAAUGUAAUGGGAUGAAGACAUUCUCUUAUGGAUCAUUAAGCAUGCCAAAGCUAAAGGAACUUAAUAUAAAUUUUGAGAACCAUCAAUUAAUGGGAACUCCAGACCUUAAUUCAACAAUGAGUCACUUGUUCAAGGAAGUUGUUGCUAAUGAUGAAUCUGAUUCUUCCGAGUGUGAAGUAGAUGAUAAAUCUGAUGUUGCCAAGUGUGAAGUAGAUGAUGAAUCUGAUGAUGCCAAGUAUGAAGUAGAUGAUGAAUCUGAUGUUAAGCAACUUUAAAUCCUUGAUGAUGCCAAAUUUCAGGCAGAAGAGCAAAAUGGCAUUCAAUUCUUAAGGAGAUUUAGAACUCUGGGGCUGCUGGAUCCUUGCUGUUGCGUUGGUUUCCUCGGAGGCGUUUGUUGUUUCUUUGGGCUUCCAAUUCUUUGAUUUGGUGGUCUUUUUGAUCUUGGUGCUGUUGGUGUCUUCUUGCUCCUUUGUUAUUUGGAGUUUGCUGUUUCUUUGGGUUUGCUUUGCUGUCCUUGAUGUGCUGCUGCUCUUGGAACCUGCUGUCUGUUGAUAUUUAAUUUGGGAUUUUUGUACGAUGUGGAUAUAACUAUCGCUUGUUUGAUUAAGUUUCUUAUGUUAAGUUUGAUUUUAAAGGAGUUUGGGGUGUCUCUUGGCCCUAACUUUGCGAUUUGCUCAA